UUGCCUCUCGUAUCUCAUCAACACCCAUCAUCUUCCCUCACUCUCUCUCUUUAUUCUCUCUCUAAUAGUAUUGUUCAGCUUUAAUGAGUCUUCUUCACGCUCCUUAUUUUCCCAUCCCAUGUUUCUCAAAAUUCUGACAGAAUCUCUUCCACACAAAAACAGCUGAAGAAGAAGCAAUUUAUUGUCAGAAAGGGCGAAACGAGCUUCUUCCUAAUUCUUGUUCUUCGUUUGCUUCCAUUCUCUACUAAUGGGUUCUUGCCUCAGUUCUCGUGUCAAUAAUAAGAGCAGUGGUCUCUAUGACCUUCACCUCUCGAGCUGUCAAUCAUCAUCAUCGGCGGCUCAUAAGGCAGAAGGAGAGAUACUUAGCAAGGCUAACGUUAAGAGCUUCACCUUCAACGAACUCAAACUCGCAACCAGAAACUUCAGAUCGGACACUGUUGUCGGAGAAGGCGGCUUCGGUUGUGUCUAUAGAGGCUGGAUCGAUGAAACCACUCUCUCUCCAACCAAAUCGAGCACUGGUCUUGUAAUUGCUGUCAAGCGGCUUAACCCUGAUGGUUUUCAAGGUCACCGAGAAUGGCUGACAGAGAUCAACUACUUGGGGCAGUUGAGUCACCCGAACUUAGUUAAGUUGAUUGGUUAUUGCUUGGAAGAUGAACAAAGGCUUCUUGUGUACGAGUUUAUGCACAAGGGUAGUCUGGAGGAUCAUCUGUUCACAACAGAUGAUGUGCAGUGUAAGCCACUCUCUUGGAUUCUACGGAUUAAGGUUGCACUUGAUGCAGCUAAAGGGCUAGCAUUUCUUCAUAGCGACCCUGUCAAAGUCAUAUACCGAGACAUCAAGGCCUCCAACAUCUUGCUCGACUCGGACUUUAAUGGAAAACUUUCAGACUUUGGGUUAGCGAGGGACGGUCCAAUGGGAGAAACAAGCUAUGUUAGUACAAGGGUCAUGGGGACAUUUGGUUACGCGGCUCCCGAGUAUGUGUCAACAGGUCACUUGAAUGCAAGAAGCGACGUAUACAGUUUCGGGGUUGUGCUUCUAGAAAUACUCUCUGGAAGGCGAGCAUUGGACUAUAACCGACCGGCCAAAGAGCAAAACCUUGUGGACUGGGCUCGACCUUACCUCACAAGCAGACGAAAGGUUCUACUAAUUGUGGACACUCGUCUUAACUCACAGUACAAGCCUGAAGAGGCAGUGAGAAUGGCAAGCAUUGCUGUGCAGUGCAUCUCGUCCGAACCCAAGUCACGCCCUACCAUGGACCAAGUGGUUAGAGCCUUGAUACAACUGCAGGAAAGCAUGGUUAAACCGGCGAAAGCUGAUCCGGUUAAGGAUACCAAGAAACUUGUGGGAUUGAAAACCGAAGACAAGUACCAAAAAAGCGGCUUGAACAAGAAAGCCGUUCGUUACUGACUUCCUCCUAGUUAGGUCCCAUGUCUCCUCGCGUGUGUGUAAUAUUAUGUGAAGUGUUUUUGUGACACUCGUUAUAUAGUUUUGCUCCUCAAAUACCACUGAUUUGGAGAUUGUUUUUUCGUUUGUUAAAUUGAUAGAUCGAAUAUUUUGGCGAUAUAUUAUACCAAAAUGUGGUAGUAAUCAAUU
Molecule: messenger RNA, 1591 nt
Organism: Eutrema salsugineum
Lineage: Eukaryota; Viridiplantae; Streptophyta; Magnoliopsida; Brassicales; Brassicaceae
Product: probable serine/threonine-protein kinase PBL1
Exons: 6
Coding region: 248-1405 (385 amino acids)
Biological process (GO): protein phosphorylation
Molecular function (GO): ATP binding; protein kinase activity
Source: RefSeq, a predicted model, not a curated record